AUGAAAGUAAGAGUAAUAAAGAACGACAUUAGAAAAGCUGUUUCAAUAAUGAAAAUAUGCUACGGCGAAUUAUGUUCAACUGGUUGCGUAGUUGAUUGGAAAGACAUAGUAUAUUUUGAUAACUUACAUGAUCAUCCAAAUACUUGUAUCCUGAAAAAUGGUCACGAAUAUACAGUGCCAAUAACCUGUACAAUAAUUUGGAACGGAUUCGUUGAUGAUUUGUAUUAUUCAAAUGUGUGCACUCAUAUGAAACGUUUAUACGACAAUAAAGAAUUUAGUGACAUGGUGAUUAAAAUUAGAGACGACGAAUUUCCAGCUCAUAAAAUUUUAAUUUCAGCCCUAAGUCACGUAUUCCACACAAUGUUAACUACUGAUAUGAAAGAGUCCAAAGAAAAUAGUAUUACAUUUUCGGAUACUACUGACACUGAUGUAAUAAAAGAACUACUUCUGUUUGUCUACAAGGGGAAAAUGGACAAAGCUGAAACAGACGCUGAACUCGCUCUAAAAUUAUGCAACUUUGCGCAUAUGUAUCAAAUUAAUAAAUUGAAAACAACGUGUGAAUAUAUUUUGAUAAAAAGCUUGACUAAUGAAAAUGCAUCUACUAUUCUCACCGAAGAUGAUCCAGCACCAAGUUAUGAGGGGCACCGCAAUUGUACUUUUUUUUUCCGAGACACGUCCGAAUAA
Molecule: messenger RNA, 684 nt
Organism: Cotesia congregata
Lineage: Eukaryota; Metazoa; Arthropoda; Insecta; Hymenoptera; Braconidae
Source: the annotation of a GenBank genome assembly